Messenger RNA from Pocillopora verrucosa, 2778 nucleotides. Its product is annotated as putative divalent cation/proton antiporter TMEM165. Gene Ontology annotation, molecular function: calcium ion transmembrane transporter activity; manganese ion transmembrane transporter activity. NCBI's taxonomy places the organism in Eukaryota, Metazoa, Cnidaria, Anthozoa, Scleractinia, Pocilloporidae. Gene Ontology annotation, cellular component: Golgi apparatus. The record is from RefSeq and is a predicted model, not a curated record. Gene Ontology annotation, biological process: calcium ion transmembrane transport; Golgi calcium ion transport; Golgi calcium ion homeostasis.
AAAGUUCUCAAAAAUUCAUAUUUUAUAAACACGGGUUAACGAAAGCAAAUGGUUUAAAGUGUUAUUCUGGUGACUAAUUCAACAUGGGGACUUAUUGUAAAGGGCGUCUAAGUUUGUUCCUAAUCAUCGGAAUUGUUUUAAUGUGUCGUGCAACCGUAGCGUGUGCUGCAGUUCCCGACGAACUUGAAGGUCUUGCCGGUCGCGUCUUGAUGGCUUCAUCAGAGGUCCAGGCAAAUGAUCCUAAAGAGAAGCCGAAAGGUACCGAUUCUGUAUCCUUUGUGCAGCCUGUUGAGGAAGAAGUGAAUGGUAUUUUCCAAGGCUCCUUGGCAAAGCAAUCAUCUGCCUCUGGUGGUUCCUGGGGUGUUUCUAGUAUUGAAUUCAUUCAUGCCUUUGUGGCUGCUCUAUCUGUGAUCAUUGUUUCAGAACUUGGUGACAAGACAUUUUUCAUUGCUGCCAUUAUGUCAAUGAGACAUCCAAGGCUUGUUAUAUUCACGGGAGCUAUGCUUGCCCUUGGUUUGAUGACAGUUCUCUCAGCGGUACUGGGAUAUGCAACAACUGUCAUUCCAAGGAAAUACACACUGUACAUAUCAACAGCACUGUUUGUAUUUUUCGGUCUUAAAAUGUUAAAAGAAGGUUAUGAUAUGGACCCUAACGAAGGACAAGAGGAGUUAGAAGAAGUACAAGCAGAACUUAAAAAGAAGGAAGCUGAGAUGGAGAAGGAUGAUUCAUCCACCAUCACUCAAGAUGUAGAAACUGGUAUAAUAAGAGGAGGAAAGAAGCCUGCAAAGUUCUUUGGUCUUUGCUCACCCAUAUUACUACAAGCAUUUACUCUAACAUUCCUUGCUGAGUGGGGUGACAGGUCACAACUGGCUACUAUACUCCUGGCAUCUAGAGAGAAUGUAGUUGGUGUGACAAUAGGUGGAACAUUAGGACAUGCCCUGUGCACUGGCCUAGCUGUGAUUGGGGGAAGACUAAUUGCUCAAAGAAUAUCUGUCAGAACAGUUACAAUCAUUGGUGGAGUUGUCUUUUUGAUAUUUGCAUUAACAGCAUUUUUUAUUGAAGAGUAAAUCAAGAAUAAUUUGACUAAAUAAACAGAUAUACCUACCAUAUACAAGAAUGAACAAUAGAGACUUCAUGUACCAGUGUGUGCAAUAUACUGUGAACGUGAUCAGCUGUAAAGCUGUGACACUGUCCUUGAACCCUUUUACUCCCAAGAACUAAAUCUAGAUUCUCCAUACUGUCUGCAUACAUUUCUUUUAAAGUAUGCUUGGAGAACUUAGCAGUAUCCCACUGUGGAUAUUUUUCUUCCUUCUAAUUACAUUUCUGCUUGAAAGUGAAGGAAUGUUUUGCAGACAGAUUCUUUUGCAAUAACUCUUGGGGGGUUGAAGGGUUAAAACUGGAAGUGCAUGUCUGAGUGUAUAGAUAUGAGAGAUAUUGUAGUUAUUGUUGUUAGAUCAAGUUCAAGUGCAAUGCUUUUUGAAGCAAUGAUAAUGAUAUUGAUAUUAUUGGCAUGAUCAUAACCAUUACAAUUUCCUCAAAUGUGAUUGGUGCAUCAGCUGCUUCAUUUUUCAGUAAUCAUUCUGUGCAGUUGUAAUCCAACAGUAUAAUCCAACAGUAUAAUCUGACGGUUGGUUGUAAUUAGACACCUGUAAUCAGACAGUUGAAGCAGCCAAUCAUACAAGGUUCACUCAGCUAAAUCCACCAAUCACAGAAUUGAUCAUAAUAACCAUAGCAACAACCACUUAUCCAAAGGGAAAAAAGGCAAUUUCCAAAAUGGAGGAUAUUUGUUCUAGGUGUAUUUGUUUUUUCAGAAAUUGAAAUGGUUAUAUGAUUAAUUGGUAACAGGACUUCUUGUUGUUGAAUUCUGUCUGUAAUCAUACUCGUGAUAAACAAAUCGGACUCCUGCUUUUCGGUCGUCCGAUUUUGUUAAUCACUCGCAUGAGUACAGACCAAAUUGGACUCCACUCAGUCCUAUUACCAUUAUUAAUUGUUGUUAUUAUUGUAACAUUUGUACAUUAAUUUCACUUUUAAUCCAGUUUAGGGCAGAUUUGUAAGGGAAGCUAAGGGAAUGCAUAUCUUAGCCUAUCCUGCAACUGAAUGUUUUAUUCAAAUAUGACUUCAAAACACAUGCACUGUCCAUUAUCAGAAAAUGUCUGUUUAAACUUUUGUCCUACUGUUUGGUGAAAUUCAGAGCAGAGACAGAGUGGCUCUCUCUGCCAGAGCCAAUCUCUGUUUCUGUUGCAUCAAUCUACUGAGUAUUGUUAUUCCUAUUGGAUAAGAUGUUAGUUGAUUGUGGGCCACUACCAUUACACACCCCCCCCUCCCCCACCCACCCUUCAGCAUUUUGUUAGCUUCCCUUGACAGCUCCUUGGCUCUCUUACUAGUAGAUGGAGGGAGACAAUGUGAAAGCAUUGUGUCAUGCCCAGUACCUCCCUUUACUUGGGAAUAUCAAUGAGUACCACAUAGUCUUAAUGAAUACUGUGAUUUUUUUUUUGUUUUGUUUUGAACUGGAAAAAAUACUAUUUUAUCCCUCAGGGAUAUCUAUGAUUAUUUUUGUCUUGUGAAUAAGGGCAGAGUGAGAAUAAGUUUGGUUUUUUUUACACCAAGCUUUAUUCCUUAACUCUGAAAGUUGUAGCCUUGACAUUCAUUAAUGAAACAAACAUUAUCAUAAUACUAUUUUACAUACAUGUAUGAAAUCAUGUGAAUUUUUAUCAAUGGCAAUAUUAUUUAAAAGAGAAAUAAUUACUGCAUGGUCAGUCAGAACAGAUGAAAAUUGUU